AUGGCAACGAGAAAAAAAGUACUUCUGGGCUGUACCGGAAGUGUUGCAACGAUAAAAUUACCCUUGCUAUGUCAAAAAUUACGAGAUCACAAUAUCGAUGUGAAGAUUGUGGUGACAGAGAGGGCUAAGCAUUUCCUGAAGGACGCGGAAUUUCCCCAGGACAUACCUGUCCUGUCCGAUACUGUGGAAUGGGCUGCAUGGCAGGAUCGUGGUGAUCCUGUUCUCCAUAUUGAUCUUGCAAAAUGGGCUGAUUUAUUUCUCAUAGCACCACUCGAUGCCAAUACCAUGGGAAAAUUAGCUUCCGGCAUUUGUGAUAAUAUACUCACCUGCGUUGCUAGAGCUUGGGAUCCUGUUAAGCCACUGCUAUUCUGCCCUGCCAUGAACACUAAGAUGUGGGAGCAUCCAGUUACUGCACCUCAGGUGGCUCUACUCAAGUCCUGGGGAUACAGAGAGAUUAGCUGCAUCACUAAGACACUCAUGUGCGGUGAUACUGGUGUUGGAGCUAUGGCUGAAGUAGACACUAUCGUCCAUACAACGCUCAGAUCCCUCAAUCCCUGGGAUCCUUAUUCACCGCCUGAUUUACGUCAUAAGAAGUAAUUGGAAUAUUUAAUCAGUUCAAGCGAAGGAUUACGAGAGUGAAAAAAUAUGUAUAGGGAAAUUUUAAGACAAUGUUACUUGUGUGAAGCACUACCUGUACGAGAAUAAAAUCGAAAUUGUGUUUAUAACAAA
Diachasmimorpha longicaudata is the source of this 729-nucleotide messenger RNA. It is a transcript of the gene Ppcdc, whose product is annotated as phosphopantothenoylcysteine decarboxylase. Gene Ontology annotation, cellular component: phosphopantothenoylcysteine decarboxylase complex. Gene Ontology annotation, molecular function: FMN binding; phosphopantothenoylcysteine decarboxylase activity. Bases 1 to 597 code for a protein of 198 amino acids. The record is from RefSeq and is a predicted model, not a curated record. Lineage: Eukaryota; Metazoa; Arthropoda; Insecta; Hymenoptera; Braconidae. Gene Ontology annotation, biological process: coenzyme A biosynthetic process. The transcript has 2 exons.